This is a messenger RNA of Epinephelus lanceolatus (giant grouper), 6752 nucleotides long. RefSeq names its product mitogen-activated protein kinase kinase kinase 13 (gene map3k13). Gene Ontology annotation, molecular function: MAP kinase kinase kinase activity; ATP binding. Lineage: Eukaryota; Metazoa; Chordata; Actinopteri; Perciformes; Serranidae. Gene Ontology annotation, cellular component: cytoplasm. The record is from RefSeq and is a predicted model, not a curated record. Gene Ontology annotation, biological process: protein autophosphorylation; JNK cascade.
ACGGGAGAGGCUUUGGUUUGACUGUGGGAUGAAGCCGAGUAUGCUGAGUGGGGCAGCUGUCAGUGGAGCUGCGGUCUGUGUGUGCAUUAACACGACGACCAUGGUCUGUUAAACCUACUGUUUAUACUGUUUAUGAGCCUAAUAUCAGCCGCAAGUCAUCACCUAUGACACCCAGCUGUCAGCAGAGACACACUGCAGCUCCACAUUGAGUCACUCCGAGACAAACUACACAUACAAAGUCUCCUGCAUGCAAGUAUUAAAAGGUGAGAAGCAAGACGGAGCCAAACGUGAGCCCAGACCACACUCAGCAAACCUGUGAGAUGCUCAGAAACCACCCGACAGGUGAUUUUCAGCACUCAAACAAACCAGUGUGUUAGGACGUGCCCCACUCAUCGCCACUGGGUAGCCCAUGCACAUGCACGACACCAUGGGUAGCUCCCCCGAGGUGCUCUCGUGGACCUCCUGCCCCAGUCUGCUAGUGGGCAAGCUGAAGGAGGAGCUCAAGCUCACUGUGGUUGGGGACGGCAUGAAGAAAUCAAACUCGCCCAACUCCCAACAUCAGCCUCCUCAGGCACCUCCAUCCACCUUACCUCCUCAGAUUAUCACAGACCUGGCCCCGCCGACACACCUGCCCGUUCCCCUGCAGACACUGCAGAUGCCCGGCCAGGAUGAGGACUCAAUGCUCGGGGGUGUGAGUCCCCCAAACACAGCCUUGAGCGUGGACUCGACACGGAGCGAGGGUGGGCACUUUGACAACAGCGUGCUCCAGCUGCAGGAGCAGGACCACGAGGAAGCCGUUUCGCCAGCCUCCUGUGAGCAUGGUGGUUGUGGCAGCGGGAUGGAGGAGCAGAUGGGAGAAGGGGACUGUCCCAUUGAUCACAGUGGAGAGGGAAGGCAAAGCCAUCCCCAUCACCCUGAUGACAUCAAGCUGCACUUUCACAGAGCGGGGCCUGGGUCGGGUGGGUUCCUAGAAGGGCUGUUUGGCUGCCUUCGGCCUGUGUGGAACAUCAUAGGGAAGACGUACUCAACAGAAUACAAGCUACAACAGCAAGACAUGUGGGAGGUUCCAUUUGAGGAGAUUUCAGAGUUGCAGUGGCUGGGCAGCGGAGCACAGGGCGCUGUCUUCUUGGGCAAGUUCCGCUCCGAGGAGGUGGCCAUCAAGAAGGUGCGCGAGCAGAAGGAGACGGACAUCAAACACCUACGAAAACUCAAGCACCCAAAUAUCAUCAGCUUCAAGGGUGUGUGCACCCAGGCGCCUUGUUACUGCAUCAUCAUGGAGUACUGUGCCCAGGGCCAGCUGUAUGAGGUGCUGAGGGCGGGGAGGAAAGUAACCCCCAGGAUGCUGGUGGAUUGGGCCUCAGGCAUCGCCAGUGGCAUGAACUACCUACACCUGCACAAGAUCAUCCACAGAGAUCUCAAGUCUCCCAAUGUUUUGGUCACCCACAACGACACUGUGAAAAUCUCCGACUUUGGAACGUCCAAAGAGCUCAGUGACAAAAGUACAAAGAUGUCAUUUGCGGGUACGGUGGCCUGGAUGGCCCCAGAAGUGAUAAGAAAUGAGCCUGUGUCUGAAAAAGUAGAUAUCUGGUCAUUUGGAGUUGUGUUGUGGGAACUUCUGACCGGAGAGAUUCCCUACAAAGACGUGGACUCCUCGGCCAUCAUUUGGGGUGUUGGCAGCAACAGUCUUCACCUUCCUGUCCCCUCCACCUGCCCGGACGGCUUCAAAAUCCUCAUGAAACAAACAUGGCAAGGCAAGCCCCGGAAUAGGCCUUCGUUUCGUCAGAUCCUCCUACACCUUGACAUUGCCUCUGCUGAUGUCCUAGGAGCUCCUCAGGAGACCUACUUCAAGUCUCAGGCAGAAUGGAGGGAGGAAGUGAAGAAACAUUUUGAGAAGAUCAAAAGUGAAGGCACCUGUAUCCACAGGCUGGACGAGGAGCUGAUCCGACGCAGGCGGGAUGAACUCAGGCAUGCACUGGACAUCCGGGAGCACUAUGAGAGGAAGCUGGAGAGAGCCAACAACCUAUACAUGGAGCUCAGUGCCAUCAUGCUGCAGCUGGAGGUCCGAGAGAAGGAACUAAUGAAGAGAGAGCAGGCAGUGGAGAAGAAAUAUCCCGGUACCUAUAAGCGGCACCUGGUCAGACCCAUCGUCAGGUCCAACGCUGUAGAGAAGCUCAUCAAGAAGAAAGGAAGCAUGUCCCACAAACCUGGGAUGCCCACUGCUAAAAGGCCAGACUUGCUCCGUUCUGAUGGCAUCCCCAGCCUCGACCCUCUCCCCUCGCCCUCGCCUCUAUCAGCCAGCCCGAAGAUCUCCACGCCUCCUGGCAAAGCCCGCUACCGAAGCAAGCCUCGUCACCGCCGAGCCAACAGCAAAGGAAGCCACAGCGAGUUCCCCGGGGUGCUGAAGCCUCUUGCUGGAGCACCAGAGGAUGCCCAGUCGCUCCAGGAGCAGCCGUUCCUCCAUCACCACCACCACCACCCGCCCCCCGAGGGGCCCUUCCUCCUCUUGAAGGGCCGCGAGGAGGCCGUUGUCAACUGUGCCAACAACCUGCGCUACUUUGGCCCCGCUGCUGCCCUCCGUAGCCCUCAGACAGACCACCUGCAGCGGCGUGUUUCUGGCUCUAGCCCUGACCUUAUAUCAACUGCUGUGGAUGCGGACACACGACAGCGGACUUCAUCCACCAGCUCCAAUCCUGUUUCAGGUGCUGGUUCUUUGUGUCCCUGUUGCCAGGCUCACCCGUUCCCUGGCUGUCUACACUGUCAGGAGACCCCUCCUGCAUCAAACCACCCAGAGUUGCCCCACUAUUCCCUGCUCAACACCCAGGAAAGCUCCCCAUCCUCUUUAGGGGCUCCCAGCAAAGAUCCCACCUCAGACGGGGAAGUCACAAAGAAGGCUGAGCCACAGGAACAAGAAGCGUCCCAACGCACUCACAACCUCCUCACUGCUCUGCCCCGCACUCUCAGACCUCUCAGGAAGGCUGGCGAUGAGUCAUCUGAAGAGGAGGAGGGGGAGGUUGAUAGUGAAGUGGAGUUUCCAAGGAGACAGAGACCUCAUCGCUGUAUGAGCAGCUUCCAGUCCUACUCCACCUUCAGUUCAGAGAACCUGUCAGUGUCUGAUGGAGAGGAGGGAAACACCAGCGACCACUCCCACAGCGGGCCCCUGGAGAGGCUGAGCGCCAGUCAGGAGGAACACCUGGAUGAGCUACUGUCGCACACACCCGACAUCCCCAUUGACAUCUCCACCCAGUCAGACGGCCUCUCUGACAAGGAGUGUGCCGUCCGUAGGGUGAAGACCCAGAUCUCACUGGGGAAACUGUGCUCCGACGAACACAGCUACGAGAAUCCACUGCAGUUUGGGGACUCAGACUGUGAUUCAUCAGAAGCAGAGUGCUCCGAUGCUACCAUUAGAAACAACAAAGUCGGGGCUCCCUCCUCGUGGUGAAACCCGCCCCAGGGCUCGGUUCUGUUUUUGCCUGGAGGCCAUUGUGUCCCACUCUGCCCUGCAGAAAAUACAGCAAUAAGAGGACGACAUUGUAAACAUAGCUCCUUAUAGCAAAGCCCCAUGCAAUCUCUCCCAGAACCUCCCCCCCAGAACAAACCUUCCCUUCAUGAAACCCCCCCAUUCCCCCCCUCAUCUCUAGCACAGCAUCCAGGCAACCCAUGGCAGGGAUUCCCUUUUCAAUGAUACUGUACAGUAGAUAGUGUAACAUUCAUAAUUUAUUUUUGUCUGAGUUUUGAAGGAAAAUUCAGGACAUCUGUAAUUCUCUGAUCUGAACAGAGAAAAAAACUGACAUUUUGAAACUGAGCAUGGGCUAAGUGUGUGUGAUGAUUAUGACGAUGAGAAGGAGGAUGUGUUGAAGCGCUGAUGCAUCAGUGUGGAGUUACAUCGCUGCGAUUGUCGGUCUCAGGUGACUGACGCAGACAAAGGAGCGUCACUACAAGCCUAUCAUCGCCCUCAGCAUAUUACUGUUUUAGAUGGAAAUCCCCAACCAACAAGGACCCCCUCUUACUGACGUAAGAUCAACCUGCUUUCUCAUAGUUUACAGUGCAGAGCCCCAGUCCCCUGCCUCUCCCACUCCCAUCCCGUCCCCACCACGGAGAGUGGGGAACAGGGAGCUCAUGAAAAACAGUGUGAACACCAGCAUGAACAACCUGCCUCGCAACUGGACUCCCUCCCUCCUUAGAAACCACCACGUGUCUAAGUCAGUCAUCGGGAACCCAGCUAAACUGUCCAAGCAUGCCGGUGCAGCGUUGCAGAAAAAAUGCAAACGCUGCCAGAAGACUGCAUGAAGUGGACAAGCUAGCAGAGCAACAGAGAUGAAGAGUCGUCUGAGAGCUGAGGAGAAGACAAAACAAACAAAAAUAACAGACUCUUCCUCUGUAACCCAGCUCAUCCUUCUCUGAGACACGCCAACGUCAUUGUCAUCAUCAAUCAGAUGUCAUGACCAGAGUCGUUUAGGGAGUUGUCAGUGAGUGUGUGUGAGUGUGAGUGUGUGUGUGUGUGUGUGUGUGUGUGUGUGUGUGUGUAUGAACACAGAGCCCUUUCCUCUCCAUUAGACAUUACAGUUUCAAGUCUCAUCUCAGGAUUGUUCGCGGACUGUGAGAAACUGGACCGGACCAAUUGUUGUAUGUAGGAAUCUUCUUCGAGUGGCACAUAAUACGGACCAUACAGGAAUAUUUAAAGAAAAGGUCUUACAGAUAGCCUUGAUGUUCAACCCUUUAUUGCUGUAACAGACAUUAAUGUCAUGUAGAGCGUUUUUAGUUGCAAUCCAGGUGCAGUAUCCCGUUUCUUGAAUCCACUAGGUGCAGCAUCUCCCAUCUACCAUUUUCUAGCAGGGUAAUUUCUACUGUCUGACACGCAACGUCCAAAAAUAACAAUUGUUUUCUGUGCUGUAGUGAAAAAAACAGCAAUAAUGUAGGUUGGCGCUCAGGUGAGAAAGAAGUUGCUUGCUCAGGAUCCGGGGCGUCUAGCUGGCUAGACACGAUACAGUGACUGGUGGCUAGAGGAGAGCAGCAAGUGUCGAACUGGUUAUUGAUAUAGAUGAUAUAUUUUUUAAAUGGUCCCAUUUUUAUGAACUGGCCUUUCCGGGGGUUUGAUGCUCAGGUUUUAUGUUGCCGAUUGAGAGCAGGAGCAAUAUAUCAACAGCCACUAGAUGGCGACAGUUACAAUGACUUACUUUUCCUUUUGUUAUGUAAAAGUCCUGACUGACUGAUUCCUUUUCUUUUUUUUUUACCCAGGGUAAUUUAUCUGAUGUUUCCCAUCACCAUAGAAUCACAGCAAUAUUACAAUUUUUGACUUGUUGUCUUUGAAAAGGGAUACUGCACCUGUGAGAGCUUUGCUUUUUACCCCUAUUAGAGUGUUUGUCAUCCACCUUAAUGAUUCUGCGGUUAAAAAAAAAAAAAAGAAAAAAAAAAAAGAGCCAGCCAGGGUUGAAUUUAACGAUAAUGAUGUCAAGAUGCCAGCUCAAAUGUACGCAGGCGGCUGAGAUUCUAAGUUAGGAAUAUAAGCCAGAGACGAGGCCACAGAGCAAUCAAGCUGCUCUUGGUUUUCAGCAACCUCAUCUCAGUGUUAGUUACUCCUGUAUAUAAACAUCUGUAAAUGUAAUCUGUUAUUGUCCUCUCUCUCUGAUGUACCGCACAGCGCUGACAGAGCCCUCUGUCACUGAUGACCAGCCCCGACUGGUUGAAAAUGAGCAGGAAAUUCUUUCAUCUGUAUUACAUCAGUAUUGAACACUGCAGGAGGGUGUGAGUCACGAGAACCGAGUAGCACAAGGUGAAUCUAAAACUGUACUGACGGAUCAAUUACCUUUUGCUUGAAAGCUUUGGAAAGGCUUACACCUGGUACCGAAAGCAGCUGCUGCCUUUCCUCGAGCCUCCUUCUUCACUCUGUUUACGUACGUGUGAAAUAACCUAGUGUAUUGUAAUGACUGGGUGAUCCGAUCAAGCUGUUAAUAACAUUGUCUUUCUGGCAUAUAUCCUGUGAAGUAUGAUUGUUGUAAAGUUUUAAUUUAAUUUUUGAUUGUUUUUUUUCUUUGUAGCUGGCCUACAUGAUUAUUGAGUUAAUUUAUUAUGAAUGACUGGUAAGGUGUUCUUUUUAAUUUCAGGCAGCUUUAGAAAGUCAUGACCUAUGAUUUCUCCUAAAGUAUUAUUUAAAGGAAGCACAAUGAAUUGGUGUGGGAAGAGGACAGUAUUUGUGUGGCAGAACAAAAGCAUUGUCAUAUCACGGGCAUCAUUUUUGUCUUUGUGACCCUGCAAGGGACCAUCCAUCAUUUAGAUCAUUAAGUAUUGAUUUAGCAGACUUCACAUCGGUAAUUAGCCACAUCAGGAGUUCCUAAAGCUUUUUUCUUAUCUCGACAUAAGCUAUAAGGAAUCACUUCUAGUGCAACCAAAAGCCAGUCAGUGCACUGUCACAGCAGGGUAAAUGAGACGUUAAGCGUGAAGGCACGUGUGAUGCCGAUUUCUGUACUUCUGCAGAGAUCCCUUCCUCUCGUUUUUAAUCAAAAUACCAGUUACUUACAUCUGAAUUUCUGUGAAAUUGUCUCUAACGGUAGACAUCAUGUUGCCUCAUCCCAUGUAUCAAACAUCUGUUUCUUUGUUACUCUCAUUUCCAACUCCCUUUCCUGUUGAAUGGCAUUACGAUCAACCAAUCCUGUCAGUUUCCUGUAUUAUCCAGUGUACAGUGCAAUGGGUAUCUGGGAGAAUAAAAUCAGAGCAAACAACUGCAUGGAAUAAAUGCUGAUGUACUGUACCCAACA